AUGGACCGGACCGGGGCUGACGUGUGGGCCCGCACCUUUGCCCAGCUGAUGGCUGAGACGAAGCCCCAGGACGUCUGGGCUCUGCUCCCCCAGGACAGCCUGGCUGCUGGGCGCCUGGACAGCGGUGGGCUCCAGUACCGGCUGAAGGGGCUCUCCAGACUGCAGUGCAGCCGCUGCCGCUGGGCCUGGUCCUCGGCCCACGUGCACGUGCUCUUCCACCUGUGCUGGGAUGGGGACAGCCGGCGGGGGCUGGUGAAGAUGCGCAUCUGGGGCCAGCGGUGCCGGCUGUGUGCCCCGCCCUGCGGCGACUGCCACGUGAGCCCUCUCAACGUCCACAUCUUCCUCAGCAGGCUGGUCCUGCACAUCCUGCAGAAAUGCUACGGGGACAGCCUCGGCCCAGACCAGUGCCCCGAGAUGCGCUUUGGGGGUCGCUGCGAGGCCUGCGACCUGGGGGUCUGCUUCCUCCAGGGGGCCCCAGACCCCGCCUGGGGGCCGGUGGCCAGGAGCUCCACCUCUGCUGAGGGCAGGCGUGCAGGGAACGACGGUUGCCUCCCCGUUGCCACCUUGGGCAGCAGAAGCUGCGUCUCCAGGGCCACGGCCCCGCCCGCGCCCAGCAGCGGCCCCAGGGCCCAGUGCGCCGGGGGCCUCGUCACCAUCUCGCUCUCUGUGUGCGAGUUCCAGAGCCCCCUCUCUGAGACCCACGACUUCCUCAGCGAGGGCUACGGCAUCGUCGCCGUCCCCUUCUCCCUGGUGGACACAGACAUGGACCAGGGGCAGGUCGCCCAUGGCUGUGCCUCCCCUGGGGGCAGCUCCCUCCCUGCAGCUGGCAGCGGGGGGCCGCGCAUCCUUGGCAAGGGUUCCGUCUGUCUGUCUGGGGGUUCCACUGCCGCACCUGAGGGCAAAAGCAUCGCGGUGGAUGUCAGAGACCCCAUCUUCCAGGGCAGAGGCCACCUCAGCGAAGUCAAGACGACCUUCGAGCUCCGGGGCUUCCUCUUCAAGGGCGGGGGAACCUGCCCCCGCCCUGUCGGUGUGGCCAGAGGCCAGGGCCCCGUCUCCUGCAGCCACGGCCUCGGGGUCCUGCGGACAGCCCUGCCGACCCCGUCUCCUGCAGCCACGGCCUCGGGGUCCUGCGGACAGCCCUGCCGACAGGGUCCUACAUUGGCCAUUGGGGACAAGGAUGCCUUCACCUGCUGCAGAGAGGGCGAAGGGCAGGAGGGUGGCUGCCAGGGCCCUGCCAGCGGAGGAAACACCACCCUCCCGGAGACUGCUGUGGACAGCCCCACGGCCAGUGGGGAGCACUCGGUCACAUUCCCCUUCACCUUUACUGAGGACGCAGAUGCCUUUGCUGGUGUUGCCCAAAGCAACGGGAAGGAGGGUGGCCACCAGGGCCUCGUCACUGCUGGUCAUGACCCCUGUCCAGAGACCAACGCCAGGGGCCUCACUUCCAAGGAUAAGGGCUCCCUGGCCACCUCCUCCUUUCCUGAUGACAUCAGAGGCAGAGACUCUUUCAUUGAUGUCACUGAAGGCAGAGAGAAGGAAGAUGGCAGCCAGGGCCCUGCGGGCCACGAGUCCCGCCCGCCAGCCAGCGCCCACGGCCGCGUCUGUGUCACCAAGGGCUCCCUCACCAUCCCCUUCUCAGUCCUGGACAUAAUUCGCAAGGGCCCCAGCCACAUCGCCCACGGCCCCCAAAACAAUGGCUUGGUCACCUACGGCUAUUACAGGAAGAGACGGCUGAGGUCCAGGCUCAGCAAGUCCAGCCGUGGCGGCCGCAGAGAGGCAGACCUCAGCUCCGGCCGCGCCUGCCAAAGGCCACGUGCCGAGCCCUACGAAGAUGCGUGGAUCUGGGUUUCCCUGACCCUCUGCAUCCUCUGGCUGCUGUGCAUGUGCAGACUGAACCCCGGCAUCUUCCCCCAGCAGGUGUGACACCUCCAGCUGCACCUGCCCUCUGCCCCCCAGCA
Lemur catta (Ring-tailed lemur) is the source of this 1958-nucleotide messenger RNA. It is a transcript of the gene RTP5, whose product is annotated as receptor transporter protein 5 (putative). Gene Ontology annotation, molecular function: olfactory receptor binding. Gene Ontology annotation, biological process: protein insertion into membrane; protein targeting to membrane; detection of chemical stimulus involved in sensory perception of bitter taste. The transcript is spliced from 3 exons. The record is from RefSeq and is a predicted model, not a curated record. The coding region runs from base 1 to 1923 and encodes 640 amino acids. NCBI's taxonomy places the organism in Eukaryota, Metazoa, Chordata, Mammalia, Primates, Lemuridae.